AUGAAACUAAUCUAAUAAGAGUAUUACUUCAGCAGACCAAAAAUUAAUAGUCUUUACUCACCGGAUAGUAGAUUUAAAUCUAUAUCUCAUUAUUCUGAUAAAUCAUUAAUCCAAAAUAUAGAUACAUAAAUCUAAAUCAAUUAGAUCAUCCAAAACAUUCAAUAUUUGAAGGGCAAAAUCAAUUAUGAAAAAAAUUAACUCCAAUAAUUGUCCUUACUUAAUAGUGAUGCUAAUUUCUCAUUUACUUCUGUUCCUCUAAGUAAAUUAGACCCUGAAUCUUAUACGAUGAAAUAGAAGAUUGUAUAACUUAAAGAACAAGUAUUAAUGUAAAAUAUUAGUUAAAACAAUUAGAGAAUUAAGAAAAGCAAAUUCAAAUGAUGAACUAUUAAAAAAUUGAUUAAAAUGAAGAAUAUGCCUUUAAAAAUUAUACUAUGAUCGUAAUGUAGAAUAAGUCUAAAUAAUAACUCAUCUAACAUAAAACUAAACUUAUUGAUUAGAUCAAACAAUUAAAACAUGAAAUCUAUAUUGAUCAAAUGGAAAUUAAUAUUUAAGAAAAUCAAAUUUGUGUUUUAGAUAAGAAAAACAGAAUUUAUAAAACCUAAUUAUCCAAAGUUUCAGAAUAGCUCAAGUAAAUCAAACAAAAUGUCAGUGCUUAUUAAUAAUUUGAUAUGAAAAAGUCUAGGCAUAUCAAAGAUUUUAUGAGUAAAUUGGGAGCAGGUGAUUCAAAAACAGAUGACAUGGAUGAAGUACUUGAUAAUUACAAUAGAAAAAUAUCAAAUAAUUAAAAAACAAUAGAUGAGUUUCUAUUAAUAGCUUAAUAAAGAUCAUACUAUACAUUAUCAUAAAUGUAAGAUCUAGAAUAUUAAAUUAAAUAAUAAAAAGAAAUCAAAUCAUAGAUAUAUUCAUAAAUUAGUGAAUUAAAAUUAAGGAUAUCUAAAUUCUCAAAGACAAAAAGAACUUCUCUAGAAAAUAAUUACAACAAAGAUAAUAUCUAUGAUGAUGAAAAAGUUGAUUGGAUUUUAAAUAGCAAAGAUUUAGAUGAAUUCCCUCUAGUAUAAUCAAAGAAUAUGGAUGAAUUUGAAGAUGAUAAUUGA
Molecule: messenger RNA, 1094 nt
Organism: Paramecium sonneborni
Lineage: Eukaryota; Ciliophora; Oligohymenophorea; Peniculida; Parameciidae
Source: the annotation of a GenBank genome assembly